Molecule: messenger RNA, 1231 nt
Organism: Brassica rapa (field mustard)
Lineage: Eukaryota; Viridiplantae; Streptophyta; Magnoliopsida; Brassicales; Brassicaceae
Product: elicitor-responsive protein 3
Source: RefSeq, a predicted model, not a curated record
AGAAAGAGGAAAUAACAUUUAAGAAACGCGUAUACCUCAAGGCUCAAGCCAUGUAAAGUCAAAAAGUAACUGCCGCAACUUCUGCGAAAUCCGAAGUUUGAUUAUUCGUAUAUUUAAAGACGGACCAUCUCUUGAUUAAGCUUCAUCCUUACAUUUUUUUCAAUCUCUUGUUCUUCUUUCAACCCCUAAUCUCUCUGUAUUUCUUAAGCAAAUCUAGUUUCUUCCAUCCAGUUCAUGUCGAUGAUGGCGGGUAUUCAAGGCCAGGUUCUCGAGGUCACUGUUGUUGGAUGCCAGAAACUAAAAGAUACGGAAUGGUUUUCGAGGCAAGAUCCAUACGUUGUACUCGAGUAUAGCAGCACAAGGCACCGUACCAGAACUUGCACAGAUGGUGGAAAGAACGCAGUGUUCCAAGAGAAGUUUAUGUUCACUUUGCUUGAAGGUCUUAGGGAUCUUAAGGUAGUUGUCUGGAAUAGCAAUACACUCUCCACUGAUGACUUCAUUGGGAAUGCUACGAUUAAAUUGCAGAAGGCUCUUUCUGAAGGAUAUGACGACUGUACCUGGACUCUGCAGGGUAAAAAUGGGAGAUAUGCAGGAGAAGUAAGACUCAUACUGCAUUAUGCAGCCGCAAAGAAACAAAAUUAUGGUUCUGCGCAAUUAGCACCACAUUAUGCGCCUCAAGUACCUCACUACUCAGCACCAUACUCUGGACCAUCUCUGUACCCACAAGUACAAUACUCUCAGCCACAAUCAGCUUACCCACCAGCUUCAGCUUAUCCUCCUCAGCCAUCUGCUUACCCUCCUCCUCCCUCAGCCUCCUCUUACCCUCCCGCUCCUUCGGCUUAUCCUCCUGGUCCUUCAGCUUACCCUCCUCCUCCUCCAUCCUCAACUUACCCUCCUCAACAAUCACCAUAUUAUCCACAAGGUCCCUAUCCAGGACAAUACCCACCUCCUCCGUACUGAAGCCCCGGCGUUUAGAGUCGACUGAAUUUUUUUUAUGAUGUAUAGAUGAUCCUAGUGAUGCUAUUUGUACUUUCUAGAGUUUGAUUUUUUAAUUUUUCUUUCUUUGUAUCUUCUCUGUGAUGUUGUUGUUGACCUUUGCAAAAUAUAGCGUAUCCGUUAGUUAUUUUGCCAUGGCCAGUGAAACUCAUUGAGAAGAUUUGAAUAUUUUUCAUAUUAUUAAGCGAGCUUGCAGAUUUUCUUGCUAAAUAAUUUAAUUAUUACCUUGAAACCU